Panicum hallii is the source of this 2579-nucleotide messenger RNA. Its product is annotated as transcription factor bHLH13-like. Gene Ontology annotation, biological process: regulation of DNA-templated transcription. Gene Ontology annotation, molecular function: DNA-binding transcription factor activity; transcription cis-regulatory region binding; protein dimerization activity. Gene Ontology annotation, cellular component: nucleus. The transcript is spliced from 2 exons. The coding region runs from base 337 to 2199 and encodes 620 amino acids. Lineage: Eukaryota; Viridiplantae; Streptophyta; Magnoliopsida; Poales; Poaceae. The record is from RefSeq and is a predicted model, not a curated record.
CCUCCUCCUCCUCCUCCUCCGCCUCCGCCUCAAGGCACGCACGGACCCAUCCAUCCAUUGCAGUCGAGCCGCAGCAGCAGGUGCUGGGCUGGCUGGCUGAGGUCGGCCGGGUCGCCCCCACCUUCCCGAAAUCCCCUCGCGCACCAGAGAAAUUCUCCAGCCACCGCCACCCCCGCCGCGCCCAGCACCUCUCCCCCCACCCCCCUGCUUCCUCUCCACGCCGGAGCGACCUCGGCUUCACGCGGGAAGAGAUCCGGGCCCCGCGGCUCGGAUUCGGCCGCGCUGGAUUCCGCGGCCUCGGCCUCGAUUCGGCCGCAGGGCCCCCAAUCUGGUAUUAUGGUCAUGAAGAUGGAGAUGGAGGACGACGGCGCUGUCGGAGGAACUGGUGGGACAUGGACAGAGGAGGACCGAGCUCUCGGCGCUGCUGUCCUGGGAACAGAUGCCUUUGCAUAUUUGACAAAAGGCGGUGGUGCCAUAUCCGAGGGUCUUGUUGCGGCAUCUCUGCCAGAUGACUUGCAAAACAAACUCCAGGAGCUUGUUGAAUCAGAGGGCCCUGGUACUGGUUGGAAUUAUGCCAUCUUCUGGCAGCUUUCACGCACAAAGUCCGGUGACCUUGUCCUUGGAUGGGGGGAUGGCUCCUGCCGUGAGCCCCGAGAUGGAGAGGUGGGAGCUGCUGCUUCUGCAGGCAGUGAUGAUACCAAGCAGCUGAUGCGCAAGCGUGUGCUGCAGAGGUUGCACAUAGCAUUCGGGGUUGCGGAUGAGGAGGAUUAUGCCCCUGGUAUUGAUCAGGUGACAGAUACUGAGGUGUUCUUCCUAGCAUCUAUGUACUUUGCAUUCCCUCGUCGCGCUGGUGGCCCUGGCCAAGUAUUUGCAGCAGGCAUCCCCCUCUGGAUUCCCAAUAAUGAGCGCAAGGUAUUCCCAGCCAACUACUGCUACCGCGGGUUCCUUGCAAACGCGGCAGGAUUUAGGACUAUUGUGUUGGUGCCGUUUGAGAGUGGUGUUCUUGAACUGGGCUCAAUGCAGCACAUAGCUGAGAGUUCUGAUACUAUCCAGAACAUACGCUCUGUGUUCACAGGGGCAAGGGGUAAUAAGGCUGCAGUUCAGAGACAUGAGGGAAAUGGCCCCACUCCUCCUGAAAGGUCUCCUGGUUUGGCGAAGAUUUUUGGGAAGGAUUUGAACCUUGGCCGGCCUUCAGCAGUGCCAGCGGUUGGUGUAUCUAAGGUAGAUGAACGGUCAUGGGAACAGAGGGGUGCUGCUGGUGGUGGGACCUCAUUGCUUCCCAAUGUCCAGAAAGGAUUGCAGAAUUUCACUUGGAGUCAGGCUCGGGGCCUGAAUUCUCAUCAACAGAAGUUUGGCAAUGGUGUGCUGAUUGUGAGCAAUGAAGCUGCACACCGCAACAAUGGAGCUGCGGACAGCCCUAGUGCAACGCAGUUUCAGCUUCAAAAGGCGCCUCAGCUUCAGAAACUGCAGCUCCAGAAAUUGCCGCAUAUUCAGAAAACACCACAGCUAGUGAACCAGCAGCCGCUGCAGCCACAGGUACCUAGGCAAAUUGAUUUCAGUGCCGGGAGCAGCUCCAAGUCUGGAGUUCUGGUUACAAGAGCAGCUGUUCUGGAUGGGGAGAGUGCAGAGGUGGAUGGCCUGUGUAAAGAGGAAGGCCCGCCACCUGUCAUAGAGGACCGGCGGCCAAGGAAGAGGGGAAGAAAGCCUGCAAACGGUAGGGAAGAACCACUUAACCAUGUUGAGGCUGAGCGCCAGAGGAGGGAGAAGCUCAACCAGCGGUUCUACGCGCUCAGAGCUGUUGUCCCAAACAUAUCAAAAAUGGACAAGGCGUCCCUGCUGGGUGAUGCGAUAACAUACAUCACUGACCUCCAGAAGAAGCUGAAAGAUAUGGAGACGGAGAGAGAAAGGCUUUUGGAGUCAGGUAUGGUGGAUCCGAGGGAGCGGGCGCCUAGGCCGGAGGUGGACAUCCAGGUGGUGCAGGAUGAGGUUCUUGUUCGAGUGAUGUCUCCCAUGGAGAGCCAUCCAGUCAAGAAAGUCUUCCAAGCGUUUGAGGAGGCAGAAGUCCGCGUUGGUGAGUCGAAGGUGACUGGCAACAACAACGGGACAGUGGUGCAUUCCUUCAUCAUCAAGUGCCCUGGCACUGAGCAGCAGACGAGGGAGAAAGUGAUUGCGGCGAUGUCUCGUGCGAUGAGCAGUUGAGCAGAGCUUAGGACCAGAUUGGCGUGGAAGGGGGUGUCUGUGUACCAUGUUGCUUGCAAACAAGCAGCAGCAGCCCUUGACAUGUCCCGUUGUCGAUAGGAGGAGAGUUGUAGGUGGAGAAAGGAAACUUCAGAUUCUGACUUUUAGCGAUGCAGGAAGAGGGGAAACAAAGGCUCUGCCGCUGUUUAGUAGAUUUCUUGUGGUGGUCUGCGUAGUUUUCUCUUUUUAAUGUUUUUUGGGGGGAUGGGGACGGAAUCAUGGAAUGGGGAUGGAUACUGUGUUCCUAGUGUAAGGUUGAUGAUGCAGCAGAACAAUAAACAGCAGUACAUGUUUUUUCUCUUGUCAUGAAUGAGUGGGAAAUCUUAAUUUCAUUUUUCUUA